Molecule: messenger RNA, 597 nt
Organism: Hibiscus syriacus
Lineage: Eukaryota; Viridiplantae; Streptophyta; Magnoliopsida; Malvales; Malvaceae
Product: long chain base biosynthesis protein 1-like
Exons: 1
Coding region: 1-444 (147 amino acids)
Biological process (GO): ceramide biosynthetic process; sphingosine biosynthetic process
Cellular component (GO): endoplasmic reticulum
Molecular function (GO): serine C-palmitoyltransferase activity
Source: RefSeq, a predicted model, not a curated record
AUGGAAGCAUCUGCUUUAUGUUUGGUUAAUGCUACUUUAAAUUGGGUCACUUGGGCUUUGAAUGCCCCCUCUGCCCGAGCUGUAGUGUUUGGAGUCCAUAUAGGCGGGCAUUUAUUCGUUGAGGUUCUUCUUUUGGUGGUCAUUCUUUUUAUGCUUUCGCAAAAAAGUCACAAGCCUCCUAAGAGGCCAUUAACUAAGAAUGAAAUAGACGAGCUCUAUGAUGAAUGGGUCCCGAAAUCUCUUAUUCUUCCUAUUACAGAAGAGAUGCAGAGUGAACCUCCGGUGCUGGAAAGUGUUGCAGGGCCUCAUGCUAGAGUCAAUGGAAAAGAAGUUGUGAACUUUGCUUCUGCAAAUUAUCUUGGAUUUGUGGGGCAUGAAAAACUGCUUGAUUCUUGUACCUUUGCACUGGAGAAAUAUGUUGUCGGUUCUUGUGGUCCUCGUUGAUUCUACGGAACAAUUGAUGUCCACCUUGAUUGUGAGGCCAUAAUAGCAAACUUUUUGGGAACGACUGAUUCCAUCCUCUAUUCUUAUGGGCUCUCCACCAUGUUCAGUGCAAUCCCAUGUUUUUGUAAAAAAGGCGAUAUAAUUAUUGUGGAU